UGGGAAAGCGGCUCAUCUAAUUGAAAUCCGUCUGGAUUUUGCCCUGCCGGGAUCUGUUCUAUGCAAGACAUCAACAUCAGCAUGGGAAAAGGCUGUUAUAACAUGAUGGCUGCGGUGCUGUUGCUGAUGCAUGUCGAGAAGACGACAGCAAUGCUGGAGCCCUGCGGCCACUGUGAGCCUGGAACUUUUUGUGACAUCCACAAGAACCAGACUUGCACUGCCUGUCCUUCAAAUAGUUUCUCCAGCACAAGGGGACAGAGGACCUGUACAAUAUGCAAGCUGUGUGAAGGGAUUUUCAAGGUCAAGAAGCCGUGCUCCAAGACCAGCAAUACGGAGUGCCAGUGCAGCUCGGGGUUCCACUGCGCCGGGGCCGACUGCAGCAUGUGCGCGCCAGACUGCCCGCCCGGGGCAGGAGCAGCCGGCGCUGGUUCUGUGAGACUGGACAAAGGGGAGUUGGAGGAGGACGGGCGUUGGGACCGCCAGGCCGGGCUGCCCCCGGGCCUCCAGCAGGCCUCAGCAGCCCUGCCCGCGGCCGCCCGAUCCUCUCACAUCAAGAUGGUGGCUGAGCGAGCCACUGCCACCCUCUAUGUGCCCUUGGCACCGCUGCCACUUAGCGCCUCAGUGAGCCCCAGCCCCGGGGCGGGACCCUGUGUCUGGGGCGCCCCGAUGCCGCCCAGCCAAGACUGCGGUUUCGGGACGUUCAAGGACCUGAGCCGAGGCGACUGCCGGCCCUGGACAGACUGUUCUUUGAAUGGAAAGUUUGUGCUUGUGAACGGGACGAAGGACAGUGAUGUGGUGUGUGGCCCGCCCGCCGCCGACCUCUUUCCAGGUAACGCCACCCGGAUCCUGGUCAUCUUGCUGGCGCUGACGUCAGCCAUGGUGCUGGUCCUGUUGCUCUGCCUCGCGCACCGUCUGUCUGUCGUCAAGCACAGCAGGAAGAAACUCCUGGACAUGGUCAAGCAACCAUUUAUGAAGCCAAUCCAAGUUGCCCAAGAAGAAGACGGCUGUAGCUGCCGGUUUCCGGAAGAAGAAGAAUAUGAAAUAUGA
Condylura cristata (star-nosed mole) is the source of this 1047-nucleotide messenger RNA. RefSeq names its product tumor necrosis factor receptor superfamily, member 9 (gene TNFRSF9). NCBI's taxonomy places the organism in Eukaryota, Metazoa, Chordata, Mammalia, Eulipotyphla, Talpidae. The record is from RefSeq and is a predicted model, not a curated record. The transcript is spliced from 8 exons. Bases 61 to 1047 code for a protein of 328 amino acids. Gene Ontology annotation, molecular function: signaling receptor activity; cytokine binding. Gene Ontology annotation, cellular component: external side of plasma membrane. Gene Ontology annotation, biological process: apoptotic process; negative regulation of cell population proliferation.